Messenger RNA from Danio rerio (zebrafish), 1595 nucleotides. RefSeq names its product angiopoietin 1 (gene angpt1). Gene Ontology annotation, biological process: blood coagulation; animal gross anatomical part developmental process. The record is from RefSeq and is marked provisional. Gene Ontology annotation, cellular component: extracellular region. Lineage: Eukaryota; Metazoa; Chordata; Actinopteri; Cypriniformes; Danionidae.
UAGUUCUUGAUAUAUUUGUGAGUUUUCCGUCCCAUCGGGCUCCUGCCAUGUGGUGGGGUUGCUUGUUUCUGGCAGCGCUGCUGGUGGUUGCAGAUUGUGGAGGAGUUGAGCAGAAAACAGACGGACUCAGGAGCUCCACGCCGAAAUCCAACAGCAGCAGCGGUCGGAGGUAUCACCGGAUCCAGCAUGGACAGUGCAGCUACACGUUUAUCCUCCCGGAGAGCGAUGGAAACACUUGUCGAGAGUUUAAAUCGGGCACGGCGUACAAUGCCAAUGCAUUACAGCGGGACGCUCCUCAACCCGAAGCCGACUUGUCCAACCAGAAGAUCCAGCAGCUGGAGCACGUCAUGGAGAACUACACGCAGUGGCUACAGAAGAUUGAGAACUACAUCAAAGACAACAUGAAGACGGAGAUGGUGCAGCUACAACAGAGCGCCGUCCACAACCACACGGCAGCCAUGCUGGAAAUGGGCACCAGUCUUCUGUCCCAAACGGCAGAACAGACGCGAAAACUGACCGACGUGGAGACCCAGGUUUUGAAUCAGACGUCGCGGUUGGAAAUUCAGCUGCUGGAGAACUCGCUGUCCACCAAUAAGCUGGAGAAGCAGCUCAUGAUACAGAUCAAUGAAAUCAACAAGAUUCAUGACAAGAAUGGGUUUCUGGAGGAAAAGAUGCAGGAGCUGGAGGAUCGGCACCGGCAGGAGCUGGAGUCUCUGCGGACGGAGAAAUCUGACCUGCAGGCUCUGGUCAGCAGACAGAGUUCAGUGAUCCGCGAGCUGGAGAAUCAGCUGAGCAGAGCUACCGGAAACAGCACAGCACUUCAGAGACAGCAGCAGGACCUGAUGGAGAGCAUGCGCAGCCUCCUCAGCCUCUGUGCUAAAGACGCCUCUACAGCAGUGGUACCGAACAGCACCAAGCAGGCUGACGAGGAGCGAAAGUUUCGGGAUUGUGCUGAUCUUUAUCAAGCAGGCUUCCAGAAAAACGGAGUUUACACCAUCAAUAUUAGCCCACAAGAGACCAAAAAGGUGUACUGUGUGAUGGAGUCUGCUGGCGGAGGCUGGACGGUGAUCCAGAAGCGUGAAGACGGCACUGUGGAUUUCCAGAAAACAUGGAAAGAAUAUAAGAUGGGUUUUGGAAGCGUGUCGGGCGAACACUGGCUGGGGAACGAAUUUGUCCACGUUCUGACCAAUCAGAGGCAGCACGGCCUCCGCGUGGAGCUGAGUGACUGGGACGGACACCAGGCCUUCUCUCAGUACGACAGCUUCCACAUCGACAGCGAGAAACAGAAAUACAGGUUGUUUUUGAAGACCCACAGCGGGACGGCGGGACGGCAGAGCAGUUUGGCCAUCCACGGAGCAGACUUCAGCACCAAAGACGUGGAUAAUGAUAACUGCACAUGCAAGUGUGCACUGAUGCUCAGCGGCGGCUGGUGGUACGACGCCUGCGGGCCAUCCAACCUGAACGGUGUGUAUUACAGACAAGGACAGCAUGUCGGAAAAUUUAAUGGAAUCAAAUGGCACUAUUUCAAAGGGCCCAGUUACUCUCUGCGCUCCACCGUCAUGAUGAUCCGACCAGCCGACUUCUCAUAGUCCUCU